UUCUUUUCGAUAAAAAUAACACGAAUUCAAACAUACUACAAGAAUUAUUAUCUUAUCGUACUUCUCGUGUUUUUUUUCCCAACUCUAAAAACGUACAUUAUUUAUGAAUAUAAGCGUAUGAUAAUGAGUAGGUACCAUCAGCCGAUAUAUUCAAAGCUUACAUAAUAAACUUGAAUAGCAAUAGACCAAGUAACCCAAACUAAAUCACAACGUUCGUAGUCAUGAAAUAGUAAAAAUCAAGUCGUACCUAGUUGACUCGUUUUUAUAAUUCAUAAUUUUGUUAAUUUGUUAAAAUGGUUCUCGAAAAGUACAGCGAUAUUUUAUCGUUUAUUGCUUCAUCAGCAACAAUACCACUUCUGCUAUCGCCGAUAUUAUUAUGCAGAGAAUUCGUUAAAAAAGGCUCAUCAGAUCACAUAAAACCAAUCGUUUUUGUCGGUGGAUUAACAAGAUCAAUUUUAUUUUUACAAUUUGGAAUCACGACAAAUUUGCGACCACUUAUAAUCAUUCAUUCAUUAGGAGCAGUCCUGUAUACAAUUUAUUUAAUUUUAUACUAUAAUUAUUGCCAGAAUAAAAGUAACGUCCAAAGUUUAUUUACGAAGGCUACUGCAUUUGUAUCCGUAUUAUUAGGGUUUGUGAAUUUCCGAACCGAAUCAUUAAUCGCAAAAUACUUCGGAGCUAUAGUAACUGCUAUACACCUAUUCUUGAUCGCUGUUCCUCUACUGAACUUGAAAACCAUCAUACGAACAAAAAGCACUCAUGGUAUGCCAUUUCCUAUCAUUUUAUGCGGGAAUAUAGUUACUACUUCGUGGUUAUUAUACGGAAUUAGCGUCGGCAAUAGUACGAUAAUAUUCCAAAUGGUUAUUGGAGCUGUAUUAACUGGUAUUCAGUUAUCGCUUUUUGCCAUUUAUCCUUCAACGCCACCAAGCGAGAAGAAAAAAGCGAACUGAUUUCUGAUUCGUUAAAUUUAUAGGUUCAAUUAUAGAUUGUAAAUAUAAAUAUAUUGUUCUACGGUUAUUUAAAUAA
Molecule: messenger RNA, 1023 nt
Organism: Planococcus citri (citrus mealybug)
Lineage: Eukaryota; Metazoa; Arthropoda; Insecta; Hemiptera; Pseudococcidae
Product: sugar transporter SWEET1-like
Exons: 6
Coding region: 294-947 (217 amino acids)
Biological process (GO): carbohydrate transport
Cellular component (GO): membrane
Molecular function (GO): sugar transmembrane transporter activity
Source: RefSeq, a predicted model, not a curated record